This is a messenger RNA of Psammomys obesus (fat sand rat), 258 nucleotides long. RefSeq names its product 60S ribosomal protein L38-like. The transcript has 2 exons. Lineage: Eukaryota; Metazoa; Chordata; Mammalia; Rodentia; Muridae. The record is from RefSeq and is a predicted model, not a curated record. Gene Ontology annotation, molecular function: structural constituent of ribosome. The coding region runs from base 1 to 258 and encodes 85 amino acids. Gene Ontology annotation, cellular component: ribosome; cytosolic large ribosomal subunit. Gene Ontology annotation, biological process: translation; protein-RNA complex assembly.
AUGAAAGGUGACCGAGGAGAGAAGGAAACACUAAGAACACCUGAAAAUGUGCCUUGGAAAACUGAGGAAAUCAAGGAUUUUCUGCCCACAGCUGAGCAGAAGGAUGCUAAAUCUGUGAAGAUCAAAAGGAAAACGGACAAUGUGAAGUUCAAGGUUCACUGCAACAGGUACAUUUACACCCUGGUCACCACAGGCACGAUGUCAGAGCGGCUGAAGCAGUCCCUACCCCCUGCUUUGGCAGUGAAGGAGCUGAAAUGA